Mesocricetus auratus (golden hamster) is the source of this 8992-nucleotide messenger RNA. It is a transcript of the gene Uggt1, whose product is annotated as UDP-glucose glycoprotein glucosyltransferase 1. Lineage: Eukaryota; Metazoa; Chordata; Mammalia; Rodentia; Cricetidae. The record is from RefSeq and is a predicted model, not a curated record. The transcript has 41 exons. The coding region runs from base 156 to 4811 and encodes 1551 amino acids. Gene Ontology annotation, cellular component: endoplasmic reticulum. Gene Ontology annotation, molecular function: UDP-glucose:glycoprotein glucosyltransferase activity.
CAACUGGGUGACUGCUUUGAGAAACCGGCUUGUGAGCCGCGGCGGGAAAGGCGCGUGUCGGUUUCUCACUGGCGCAGGCUCCACCGCGGUCGUCGCUGUCCCGCCCUGCCCGGGCGUCGUUGCUAGCACCAGAGUGGACGAAGCGCGGCCCGGGCAUGGGCAGCCGGGGGGAUGCGAACGCCGCGGGUGCCUCGGCUGCGCGUUGGGUGACAGGGCUGUGUUACAACAUGAGACUUCUGAUUGCGCUGGCUUCACUGUGCCUGUUUUCCUUGGUAGAGGCCAAUUCAAAAGCCAUUACCACCUCUCUUACCACAAAGUGGUUUUCUGCUCCACUGCUAUUGGAAGCCAGUGAGUUCUUAGCAGAAGACAGUCAAGAGAAAUUUUGGAGUUUUGUAGAAGCCAGUCAAAAUAUUGGAUCAUCAGAUCAUCACGAUUCUGAUCAUUCCUAUUACAAUGCCAUAUUGGAAGCUGCGUUUCAGUUUCUGUCACCUUUGCAGCAGAAUUUCCUGAAAUUUUGUCUCUCUCUCCGUUCCUACUCCGCCUCAAUUCAAGCCUUCCAGCAGAUCGCAGUUGAUGAGCCUCCACCAGAAGGAUGUAAGUCAUUUUUCUCAGUACAUGGGCAGCAGACCUGUGAUUUUGAUUCUCUGGAGUCCCUUCUGUUAACUGCACCUGACAGACCUAAACCUUUAUUGUUCAAAGGAGAUCACAGAUAUCCCUCAUCAAAUCCUGAAAGUCCAGUGGUGAUUUUUUACUCUGAGAUUGGCCAUGAAGAAUUUUCUAAUAUUCACUACCAACUUAAAUCAAAAAGCAAAGAAGGCAAAAUUAACUAUGUAUUCAGACAUUAUAUAUCUAAUCCCAGGAAAGAGCCAGUUUACCUUUCUGGCUAUGGUGUGGAAUUGGCAAUUAAGAGCACGGAGUACAAGGCCAAGGAUGAUACUCAGGUGAAAGGAACUGAUGUGAAUACCACAGUCAUUGGUGAGAAUGAUCCUAUUGAUGAAGUUCAGGGGUUUCUUUUUGGAAAAUUAAGAGAACUGUACCCCACCUUGGAAGAACAACUGAAAGAAUUCCGGAAGCAUCUUGUGGAGAGCACCAAUGAAAUGGCACCCUUGAAAGUUUGGCAACUGCAAGAUCUCAGUUUCCAGACUGCUGCCCGAAUCCUGGCUGCCCCUGUGGAGUUAGCUUUGGUGGUGAUGAAGGAUAUUAGUCAGAAUUUUCCUACCAAAGCCAGAGCAAUAACCAAAACAGCUGUGAGCUCUCAACUUAGAACGGAAGUGGAAGAGAAUCAGAAGUAUUUCAAGGGAACUAUGGGAUUGCAGCCUGGAGAUUCAGCUCUUUUCAUCAAUGGACUUCAUAUUGAUUUAGAUACCCAGGAUAUAUUCAGUCUGUUUGAUACUUUGAGGAAUGAAGCCCGGGUAAUGGAGGGUCUGCACAGACUAGGAAUAGAAGGCCUUUCUCUACACAAUAUUUUGAAGCUCAACAUCCAGCCCUCUGAGACUGACUAUGCAGUAGACAUCAGGAGUCCUGCUAUUUCAUGGGUCAACAACCUAGAGGUUGAUAGCCGAUAUAAUUCAUGGCCUUCUAGUUUACAAGAUUUACUUCGACCCACCUUUCCUGGCGUUAUACGACAGAUCAGGAAAAACUUGCAUAACAUGGUUUUUAUUGUUGAUCCUGUACAUGAGACCACAGCUGAGUUGAUUAGUAUAGCUGAGAUGUUCCUCAGCAAUCACAUACCAUUAAGGAUUGGUUUUAUCUUUGUGGUCAAUGACUCGGAAGAUGUUGAUGGCUUGCAAGACGCUGGAGUCGCUGUUCUGAGAGCGUAUAAUUAUGUUGUCCAAGAAGUGGAUGGUUAUCACGCCUUCCAGACUCUCACAAACAUCUAUAACAAGGUGAGGACUGGAGAAAAAGUGAAAGUUGAGCAUGUGGUCAGUAUCUUGGAGAAGAAAUACCCGUAUGUUGAAGUGAAUAGCAUUCUGGGGAUCGAUUCUGCUUAUGAUCAGAACCGGAAGGAUGCGAGAGGCUACUAUGAGCAGACUGGUGUUGGUCCCCUGCCUGUUGUCUUGUUCAAUGGCAUGCCCUUUGAGAAGGAACAGCUAGAUCCUGACGAGUUGGAAACCAUUACAAUGCACAAGAUCUUGGAGACCACUUCCUUCUUCCAAAGGGCGGUGUAUUUGGGUGAACUGCCGCAUGAUCAAGACGUGGUAGAAUAUAUCAUGAAUCAACCAAAUGUUGUUCCGAGAAUCAAUUCUAGGAUUUUGACAGCUAAGCGAGAGUAUCUGGAUCUGACAGCAAGCAAUAACUUUUUUGUGGAUGAUUUUGCCAGAUUUUCUACUUUGGACUCUAAGGGCAAGACCGCUGCUAUAGCCAACAGUAUGAACUAUCUUACUAAAAAAGGAAUGUCCUCCAAGGAAAUCUAUGAUGAUUCCUUUAUUAGGCCAGUGACUUUUUGGAUUGUUGGGGAUUUUGAUAGCCCAUCUGGACGGCAGUUAUUAUAUGAUGCCAUUAAACAUCAGAAAACCAGUAACAAUGUUAGGAUAAGUAUGAUCAAUAAUCCCAGCCAAGAGAUAAGUUACUCAAACACUCCAAUCUUCAGAGCCAUCUGGGCAGCUCUCCAAACACAGACCUCCAACUCAGCUAAGAACUUCAUCACCAAAAUGACCAAAGAGGAGACAGCAGAGGCCCUGGCUGCAGGAGUGGACAUCGGGGAAUUCUCUGUUGGGGGCAUGGAUGUCAGUCUUUUUAAAGAGGCCUUUGAGUCUUCCAAAAUGGAUCCCAUUUUGUCUCAUGCGCUGUACUGCAGGGAUGUUCUGAAGCUGAAGAAGGGACAGAGAGUGGUGAUCAGCAAUGGAAGGAUCAUUGGGCCGCUGGAGGAGAGUGAGCUCUUUAACCAAGACGAUUUCCACCUCCUAGAAAAUAUCAUCUUGAAAACAUCUGGACAGAAAAUAAAAUCUCAUAUCCAACAGCUUCGCGUAGAAGAAGAUGUGGCAAGUGACUUGGUAAUGAAGGUAGAUUCUCUCCUGUCAGCACAACCCAAAGGAGAGGCACGGAUCGACUACCAGUUCUUUGAAGACAAACACAGUGCAAUUAAACUGAAGCCCAAUGAAGGAGACACAUACUAUGAUGUGGUAGCUGUUGUUGACCCUGUCACAAGAGAAGCACAGAGGCUUGCCCCCUUGCUCUUGGUUUUGACUCAGUUGAUAAACAUGAAUCUAAGAGUAUUUAUGAAUUGCCAAUCCAAACUUUCGGACAUGCCUUUAAAAAGCUUUUAUCGUUAUGUCUUAGAACCAGAGAUCUCUUUCGCUGCAGACAACAGCUUUGCGAAGGGACCAAUAGCCAAGUUUCUGGAUAUGCCACAGUCUCCCCUGUUCACUUUGAAUUUGAACACGCCUGAGAGUUGGAUGGUAGAAUCUGUCAGAACACCGUAUGAUCUUGAUAAUAUUUAUCUAGAGGAGGUGGACAGUGUAGUGACUGCUGAGUAUGAGCUGGAAUACCUGUUAUUAGAAGGUCAUUGCUAUGACAUCACCACAGGCCAGCCCCCUCGAGGACUACAGUUCACUUUAGGAACUUCAGCCAACCCAACAAUUGUGGACACGAUUGUGAUGGCCAAUUUGGGAUAUUUUCAGCUCAAAGCCAAUCCGGGAGCCUGGAUUCUCAGACUGAGGAAGGGGCGCUCUGAUGAUAUUUAUAGAAUCUACAGCCACGAUGGCACAGAUUCUCCUCCUGAUGCAAAUGAUGUUGUUGUCAACCUCAAUAACUUCAAAAGCAAGAUCAUCAAAGUGAAGGUUCAGAAGAAAGCAGACAUGGUUAAUGAAGACUUGUUGAGUGAUGGAACAAAUGAGAACGAAUCCGGAUUUUGGGACUCAUUCAAAUGGGGCUUUUCAGGACAGAAGACUGAGGAAGUGAAGCAAGAAAAAGACGACAUAAUCAAUAUUUUCUCUGUUGCAUCUGGUCAUCUCUAUGAAAGAUUUCUUCGCAUAAUGAUGCUCUCAGUACUGAAGAAUACCAAAACUCCUGUGAAGUUCUGGUUCUUGAAGAAUUAUUUGUCCCCCACAUUCAAGGAGUUUAUACCUUACAUGGCCAGAAAAUACAACUUCCAAUAUGAGCUUGUUCAGUACAAAUGGCCGAGGUGGCUUCAUCAGCAGACAGAGAAGCAGCGGAUUAUCUGGGGCUACAAGAUCCUCUUCCUGGAUGUGCUUUUCCCACUGGUGGUUGACAAGUUCCUGUUUGUAGACGCCGAUCAGAUUGUACGGACAGAUCUGAAGGAGUUAAGGGAUUUCAAUCUGGAUGGUGCUCCUUACGGUUAUACUCCUUUCUGUGAUAGCAGAAGAGAAAUGGAUGGUUACCGGUUCUGGAAGUCAGGGUACUGGGCCAGUCAUUUGGCUGGACGCAAAUAUCAUAUCAGUGCACUGUAUGUCGUGGAUCUGAAGAAAUUUAGGAAAAUAGCUGCUGGUGACAGACUCAGGGGACAGUACCAAGGUCUGAGUCAAGAUCCCAACAGUCUUUCAAAUCUUGAUCAAGAUUUGCCCAAUAACAUGAUCCAUCAGGUGCCAAUCAAAUCCCUCCCUCAAGAGUGGCUUUGGUGUGAAACAUGGUGUGAUGAUGCUUCUAAGAAGAGGGCAAAGACGAUCGACUUGUGUAAUAAUCCCAUGACUAAAGAGCCCAAACUGGAAGCUGCUGUGCGAAUCGUCCCCGAGUGGCAAGACUAUGAUCAGGAGAUCAAGCAGCUGCAGAUCCUCUUCCAAGAGGAGAAGGAGAUGGGGACCCUGCAGGAAGUGAGGACACAGGAAGGACCUCAGGAACAUGAAGAAUUAUGAUCUUUGGAGGAAGAUAGGAAGUCCCACCAUCCGACAGUUUUUGUACUAACUGCUAGUUUUUCUCUGAUCUGUCGAUACAACUGCUGAUGAACUAUUAGGCAGGUGUACCACACCUAUUGAUUUAGACUACUGCACCCUAGUGGGUGCUGCAUCUUUGGGGCUAAGGCUCUGUUGGAUUUGUACCUCAGAGGAAGACGCGUGGCUGAUCUUCUGGGACUCUCUUCACACCGGAGGGAGAAAUGGUGGCAGCAACUGAAAGGAACUGAGUCCUUUGGUGCGCACACCCACGGGCACACAUUGCUGCACUGGCUCAGAAGCUGGCCAGACAGCCACCAUGUCCUUCCGUACCUCAGUUUACCUGCAGCCCUCGCUGCACUGCAAAUGCCCACCCUGCACAGGUCAGGCCGGCAGAUGCUUCAUCCAAGGCCCGUGCCUCAAGGUCUAUGCCAACAUGCUUCUCACAUCUCGUGCCCCAUACUCUCUUCCCGAGCUCAGGCUCGUUGUUUAAUCGAGCCCACCUGGUAAUCAUGUGUCUUCAGGGUUGGCUCAGUUGCUAAGAAAUCAGUCUUCAGGAGAACCGGGGUGGCUUGAAUGAGGGUCGGGGAAACUCCAAGCAGAGGAGUGUUUUGUGGUGUUCAAAGGUAGAAGACAAAAAAAAUUGGCCAUUCUCUUUCAGUCCAUUGUGGCUGAAUUUAAAGGAAGCUUUAUUCUAUUCACAAUGAACUUUCUAGGUGAUUGUUUUGUAAACAAUUUUUAUAUUUAUGAAAAUGUUUGCUUUUUCUUCCUACUUUCUAAAAAACUAUUGGUACAAGGUUCCUGGCUGGGCACAGGUGUACUGAGUUCCUCAAUGAUCCAUCUCAGUGUACAGAGCCUCCAUCUGAUGGCCACCAUAAUGUCUGCCCUUUCCCUUGUAGAAUUUUCUCUCAGACCUAUGGCCAGGGAUAACUGUCUCCAGAACUCAAUUUCCUAUACUGUCUUUUCCCCUUUUAUUUUGACUCUGUGGGUUGCCUGUGGCUUUUAAGACAUGCCCAAGGCCUGGUCCAGUUUUAAGGGAACUGCUGCUGUGUGAAGCAGCAGCUGUCAUUGCUUUGUGUGGCCACAGCCACAGCCCAGCCUCACCUGAUCAGGAGCAGCCUGGGCUGGGGAGCCCGGGACGUGGUGUUACCUGGCUGCACAGGUGUGUGGUGUCAUCUCUGCCCAGGAAUCAGGAUCUGCAGCAGAGUUAGAGCACUGCUGGGCACUGGCCUGCCUUCUAGCUCAUGGGGGCUGCUCUUCCCUCUUCAACCUUUUAGAAAUGAGAAGGGAGCCGGGGUGUGGCUCAGUAGCAGACAAAGUGCUUGUCUAGCAAGCUCAAGGCCCUGUGUUCCAUCCCGGCACCGCACCCCGACUCCCACCCCAAAUAAAAGAAAGAGUGAGCAUGAAGAGGGAGUACACAUGGGUAAGUCCUUCACGUCUGAGCUAGGUAAUACAUGCGUUUCAAGGAAGGAUAAUCUGCAGUAGCCAUAGUCGGGUUUUGAAUGGACAGUUAUUAAGUAAUAAAUAGUGAGAGACAGCAAAACAGCAUUGAUUGGGAACUCACACAACUGGAGUUGCCCACUGCGUGUCCUGGGCAGAGCAGAGUGAUCCCUCAGGUAAGGCUUCCAAGUAAAAAAACAAAGAGCAAACCUAAAGUACCAUCAUCCAAUUCGGUGCUCACAACAUCCUGCAGAAACCAGCGGGGGACGCAGAAGCAGGCAGCUGGAGUUCCCUUUCUCCAGGCUGAGCUGCAGUGUUCCUUCCCCACUGCGGGCACUUUUGUAGCAGGGCUAGGCAGUAGCUGAUUCCUCUGACCUUGGGAAGGAUCUGGGAAUGAGUGACUUCCCAGCUAUAUUCAAGGAUGCCAUAUUUUGACUCAUCCCCAGACGAAGGGCCUUGGAGGACACUUUGAGAUAAACAUGUUCCAUAGCCAGCUUCUGAGCUAGCACAUGACAUCAACACACUGUACAUUGCAACAAGAAUUUUUAAAAUAAAGAUUUCACCACACAUAUAUCAAGUAAUUGAUUUUUUCCCCCCCAUUUUCAAAUCCUUUGUUCAGGCUUCAUGUCCACAUUCUAUUAAGCUUUCAGGGAUGCCACUACCACUGUCAACUGUAGGCAGAAACGUGUUCCCAGUGUAGUGGGAGCCUGUGGUGAGCCAGAAAUAGUCAGGUCACAGGGAUGUGCUUUCAAAUGUGGGCCCCAGCGGCCACUUCCUUAUUUUACCAAGUCAUUUACCCAUCCUCCGUGGGGACGGAGGUGCAGAGUAUGUCCUCUGUGGUCCUUCAGUCCCUCAUGUGUCACCACCCUGACAUCAGUCAUUAAUAGUUGAUGCUGGAUAGGUCAGACCCUGCUUGCAUCUAAAGUUAUUCGGGCCUUCCUCUGUCAGCUUCUUCCUUGCUUCCUGUGGAUUAACCAUCUCUACAAAUUAGGCAAAUGUCCCAGGACGAGUGUUGGUCUCAUCUGAUACCUCCACCGUGAAAAAGCAUACUGUGACUGAAAAUAUUUUCCAAGAAGCAGGAAAUAACUGGUCACAUGGAUGGUCCAAGCUUCUGGAAAGUUCGUUGUUGUUCUUGGCAUGCGUGUAUAUAUAUAUUUUUUUUUUCAUCUUGUCAUGUAGUAGUAGAAAGUUUCCUUUCUGAAUCAGUAGGGUAGUGUGACCUAUGACAUGUCAGAAUUACAUGCACCAGUGUGAGUCGGUCUCUGUGUUCUAUGGAAAGUGGCACUUGAUUGGCAUCUAGGGUGGUUGGGGCACAACUCUCCAUCCUGGAUUCAGUGAAAAGUUGACAGUAUUGGAGUAUUGGUUUCAUAAGAUAGUUGACCUUGUUAGUCUGGCAGAAGUUCGUUUCUGAUUGAACAUGUUUGUCUGAAGGUGCACACUUGUUGUACCGGGCCUGUCUGGUUAGAGGCAGGCUUCAUGGCAGAGCUGGGUUUCCUCUAUUCUCCUUGAAACUUUAUGUUCUGAACCUUGUUGACAUGUUUUAUCUGCUCUUAGGCUGAGUCCCUGAGCGAUGCACUGAGAGCCCAGUGGUAUAGAAGGAAGAAAAGAAUAGGAAGUAAACUUGAGUGGCAUGAUUUACAACUGGCCAGACAGCUCUCACAUGGUCAGGAGUACAGAGUCACUCCUCUUGUCCCUAUCUCUGUGACUAAAUCUUUUUCUAAAAUUGUUUUCCUUUUACCUGCAUGACUAAAAGAAAUCAUUUGCCUGAGGAGUUGAGAGGAGCCCUGGUCCACUUUGCUGGAUGGAUUUCAUGGGAAGCUGUCUAGUGGGCAACAUCCUGGUGAUGUGGACUCUUGACUGUGACUUCUGGGGCUCCGUCUUUUUAGUGAGUUGUCAAAUACUUGGCUUCCUGGGGAUAUUGUGUGAUGACCAGAGUCCAUCAAAUGGCUCAUCGUGUUUCUUGUUUAGUAAGGUAGCUUUUGUUGUUGAAAUUCAUGAGCUCCUGUCUCUCUGCCUUAAGGUAAUAAGGAAAGUCUUAAUGAGGACUUUUCACAUACCAGAUCGAGUUCAAGCACAUUAAACACUGUCGCUCAGGAAGUUACUGAAAUUUCCAAGUGUCUGGAAGGUUCUCAUUUCCUAUUCAUCGCUGGUGUUUUGUCUCUCCUUAAUAAAAGAAAGAGCCCUUCUGUGUCCCCUAGCAGUGGUGAGUCCAUGAAUUGGGCAGAGUCUCCUCCUCAUGUUGUCAUUGAAUGCCACUGGUGAUGGAGUCAGCGCCAAGCAUCAGCGUGCUGCGGGGAGUCCAUGAAGCUGGGGGUGGAAAGCAGGGGCCACUCCUGAGUUUCUGGUCCCUGGCAAUGUGAAGGGCCUGUGACUCGUGAGUAGGGCGUGGAGCCAUGCUCUUUCCGCCUGUGUUUUCUGUGCUGCCUUACUUGUUCCCAUUGAGCUCAACAGAGAAAUGGGCACCAUUCCCUCAGCCACAUGCAAACUACACUAACCUAGUUGGCAAUUUGAAACAAAAAACUUCCAAGUACUCUGUUUUCCAACCAAAAAUAUGAAAAUGGAGGCAAAGCUUAGGGUUUUUAAAGAAACUGUGUCCUACUUUCCGUUCAAACCAGUACCUCACUUGGUGUGAGGUCAAUGUCUGAACGUCAUGGUCCAAAGGAAUGCUGGUUUUAUCAUGAGAGGAAGCUCUGCUCAAUACAAUAAACUUACAUCUCUCUUCUUUA